GCUGCUCACCUUUCUUCCUUAUGAUUGACGAUGUCUUAGCUCUCUCUUUAUUAUUUGAUUGUUUCUUUAUUUCUCAUGUUAAAAGGUCGGGGAAUACUGUAGCCGACUGUGUGGCAAGGUGGGACACUAGAAAUUGUGAUGAAUAUGUUUGUCUUGGUUCAUUUCCGCAUAGUCUAUUGACGUUGGCGGAGCUUGAUUUAUCUUAAUAUAUUUUCCGGCGUUUUUCUCAAAAAAAAAAAUAAAAAAUAAUAAUUAGAAUCUAUCAUAGCAAUCCAGAACUUAACAACGGAGUAUUCUUAUUUCCAGAACUUAACUUCCCAAUUUCCCCAUCUUCUCUUUUCUACUCAUCUCUCACGAAUUCAUUUAUUCCCCUUUAAAUUUUUUGCGCACUCUGAGUUCCCCAUUGAACCGGCUUCUGAGUUUUCUCUUCUCCAUUGAAGCAGCUUCUGUCUGAGAGGAUGGAGGAACAGUUCAUUUUGAGAGUUCCGCCUUCCAUUGCUGAACGAAUUGAACAACUUUUGAAUGAAGAUCCUUCUUCCUCUGAGGAUAAGUCGUUGGAUUUGUCUUUCACAGAGGAUGGAAGGAGUGGUACUUUUAUGAUAGGAGAUGAACGAUUUCCUGCCUCUUUGCUGGAUCUCCCAUGUGUGACUGAGUCAUACAAAACUUAUGAUGAUAGCGUGCUGAUCAAAACUGCAGACAUUGGUCAAAUGAUCUUGGUGAGAGAAGGGAAUGACAAUCCGCCUGAUACUGUGGAGUAUAGACAUGGCCUUACCCCUCCAAUGAGGGAUGCUCGACGUCGUAGAUUUCGUAGGGAACCAGAUCUAAAUGUUUAUACAUUGUUUUGCAGCCAGAGGUUGUUCAGCGUGUUGAGAAUGAUCUUUGCAACAUUAUGCGAAGCAGAGGUCCUGAAGCAUCUGUCCAGGAUGAAGAUGCUGAUGAAAAUGUACGCAAUGCUAGCAAGAAACCUGCUCCUACUCCUCAAACCAAGCCUGAUACCCCAGAUCCUGCUAACAAUGCUGGCGAGGCUGAAGGAAGUGACUCAGAUGAGUCUGAUGAGUCGAGUUAGUGAAAAUCUUCAUAAGUUGCAAGCUUGCAGGUUCUUAGAUUGUUUGGCUACUCUCCCACCCACCAAAUAUUAGGAUUUUCUUUACUGUUGUAUAUACUGUAAGUUAUAAGUGUAUGUUCAUGAUUCUCUC
Chenopodium quinoa (quinoa) is the source of this 1196-nucleotide messenger RNA. RefSeq names its product transcription initiation factor TFIID subunit 7-like. Gene Ontology annotation, molecular function: RNA polymerase II general transcription initiation factor activity. Gene Ontology annotation, cellular component: transcription factor TFIID complex. Lineage: Eukaryota; Viridiplantae; Streptophyta; Magnoliopsida; Caryophyllales; Amaranthaceae. The transcript is spliced from 6 exons. Gene Ontology annotation, biological process: transcription initiation at RNA polymerase II promoter; RNA polymerase II preinitiation complex assembly. Bases 459 to 1139 code for a protein of 226 amino acids. The record is from RefSeq and is a predicted model, not a curated record.